AUGACGUCGCGAUCCAAAGAAAAGGUGGCAGCGGCGUUCAAGAAGUUGUUUCGGAGUUCAGAGAAGAGGGACAAUGAUGGAGCGGGUCCCAGUGGCUCUCCAUCUCGGCGCGGAUUAUUCAGACGACACAGAGACGGAGUCACUCCAGUAGAAACGGCAGCAAGUUUACCAGCGAGUCCAACUGGAAAUUCUCAUUCCAAAAAGAAGGCGGGUGCAGCUACUGAUGUUCGGGAAAGGGCGGCUGCGGUGCGCACGCGCCGUCUUAUGAAAGAGCUCAAGGAAAUACAGCGUUCGCAAGAAAACCGACCAGAUCCUAUCUUUACGGUGGAGUUGGUGAACGACAAUUUAUUUGAAUGGCACGUACGUUUGCAUCAAAUCGAUCCCGAGAGCGACUUAGCGGCAGAUCUGCGGGAGCUGAGCAUUUCCAAUAUUCUACUCCACCUUAUUUUUCCUGAAAAUUUCCCCUUUGCGCCUCCCUUUAUGCGCGUUAUCGAGCCACGGAUAGAAAAAGGAUUUGUUAUGGAAGGUGGAGCAAUAUGCAUGGAGCUUUUAACACCACGAGGUUGGGCAUCAGCCUACACAGUUGAAGCUAUUGUGAUGCAGUUUGCCGCGUCUGUAGUAAAAGGUCAAGGGAGGGUGGCGCGGACACCGCCUCGUUCUUCACGGGAGUUCACCAAGAGACGAGCGGAGGAAGCGUUCAGAUCGCUAGUUAAAACUCACGACAAAUACGGCUGGGUCACGCCGGCUCUGUCCGACGGUUGA
Leptosia nina is the source of this 762-nucleotide messenger RNA. The record is from the annotation of a GenBank genome assembly. NCBI's taxonomy places the organism in Eukaryota, Metazoa, Arthropoda, Insecta, Lepidoptera, Pieridae.